Molecule: messenger RNA, 513 nt
Organism: Lachancea thermotolerans CBS 6340
Lineage: Eukaryota; Fungi; Ascomycota; Saccharomycetes; Saccharomycetales; Saccharomycetaceae
Gene: CSN9
Product: Csn9p
Exons: 1
Coding region: 1-513 (170 amino acids)
Source: RefSeq, a predicted model, not a curated record
AUGGAUGAUGAGUUGGCCUCAAAAGACUUAUCUGCACACGUCGUAGUCGCCUUAGAGGAUCCGUCCCACAUACAUUACAAAGACCUUUGGCUUGAGAGCUCAACUGGUGCCGAGCAGUGCGUUCUUGAGCUUUUCAGUUUCGGUAAGGUGAAAGAUGCUGGGGCGGAGUUGCGAGCAAUGCUGACAACGGCUAUGUGGCAAAAACUGCAACGACUUACCAUGCUGACUUUGAGUUGCCAAGAGCGGGUCCUCAGCUAUGAGCGAAUCCGCGAUGAGUGCGCGCUGGGAGCGUGCGGCGAAGCAGAGCAGCUGGUUAUGAGCCUUGGCAGCCUCGCAGAGUUUAGUAUAGACCAGGUCAAGCAACUGGUGGUCGUGCAAAAGUGUCGUGACUGUCGCGAUGUUUAUAACGGCGAGCGGGCGCUGAUCGUGGUGGGCUCGCCCGUGGCGUCCGGCCAAGAAAUCUUGCACGACCUGCAGAGAUGGCAACGCAAGCUUGGCAACGACAUGCUGUGA